Molecule: messenger RNA, 1224 nt
Organism: Dendronephthya gigantea
Lineage: Eukaryota; Metazoa; Cnidaria; Anthozoa; Malacalcyonacea; Nephtheidae
Exons: 8
Coding region: 343-795 (150 amino acids)
Source: RefSeq, a predicted model, not a curated record
UCUUUCCCCAGCUAUAAAUCCUGGAGUGAUUCUCUUCGUAUCGCUACAAGCAGUUCAAUGGCAAGAACACGGCAUAUGGCAGACCACUGAGCAGUAUAUUUCAAGUUGAAUCAAAAGUCAGAUCAACAGUGCACUGAUGAAAAGACAAUCGCUGGUCCAGCAUGUAAAUGAUGAAAUGCACGCUUAAAACGAAAUCUAAAAUGUUAACGAUGAUUUUGAAGAAACAAAGACAAUGUUUCGCCCCAACCGUCGACCGUUGGUCAGUUAACGGUUUGCACUUGGGCUGGUGAAGAAGUCUUCCAAAUACAACGUUCCACGAAAUCGUCCUUGUUAUAUCCGAAAAUGCAUUUUAAAAUUUUCUUACUCUUUACGAUAUGCGCAGCGGUGUCUGGUUACUUCAUAGAUCCAGUGGAUUUCCUCGACGAGGAUGAGCCAAAACGAUCAUUGCCAAAAUAUAAUGGUUGCUUCAAGCUGGAAGAUACGAUUUGCGCGAAAUACACCGCAGAUGACUGCUCAAGAAAAACACAUCUUCCUUUCCAGUGUCCCAGGAUGUGCGGGGGAUGUGCCCCAUUUACUCCGAAGUGUCCCAAAGAAUAUCCAUUUGGCUGCUGUUGGAAUGGUGAAGAGGCGACUGAUGUGAAGAAAUCUAAUUGCCCAAAAUGCGAGGAUAUAAGUCCAGCGUGCAAGAAUAAGGCUAUAAAAGAAGAUUGUGAUUACAGCUAUAACACUGCGAUGACCAGAGAAGGCUGUCCUGUCACCUGUGGGGCUUGUCGUGAUUAUGGCUUUGAGCCCUGAGAAGACGCUGACCCUAGAUGCGCAAAGAUGGAGGUUUAGUCAAAGCUCAGAAAUUCUGCGAGAUAUUUGCAAAGAAACCUGCGGUAUCUGUGCUUAAAAAACAUCUGUCUUUGUAUUCUUGGUAAAUUCAUUGAUUCAUUGUAGUUAGGGAGUGCCAUUCGCACAUGGAAUGAGCAUGAACAACUUUUAUCUGUUUGAGAAUGGCUUCAGACUCCAUAGAAAUCGUGUUGAUGUUAACUGUACAAAUUCUGAAAGCGAGCACGAUGCUGUAUUAGUGUAUAGUUUGCAGCGUGUGCUUGUCUUAUUGUAAUUCUGAAACCAAGGUACGAAAUUUCAAUAAGGCAAUAAAAAGCAAUAACAGCAUAAUUGGCAUAUAUCUAUAAGUUUGAAUGAAAAUUUAAAAAAAUCCGAUGAUUUGAAACGCCUUAU